AUGGCGGCUGACGCUGGUGUUGCCGCUCUACCUGCUCGGCUUUCAGCUCUUCACCUGCUUGAACGUUCUCUUGUACCAAAUCCGUUGGCUGAUGGAAGCCGAGACCCCAUCUACCCGUCGUCGGUAAUGAGUGUGGUGGUAGGAUUUUUGAAAGAUCCGGCAGGUACCAAGCCUGCAACAAAAGUUUUGUUGGCAUUAUGCCUGGUACAAUGCAAACGCAACGUGGCCGUGGAGGCGGGAGCGGUUGCAGAGGUGGUGGAGACAGUGGCGGAGCUAGAAGGAUCAGCGGCAGAUCAAGCGCUAGCUGCACUGGAAUUGCUAUGUACGAUCCUAGAGGGAGCGACGGAGCUAAGGGCCCACGCCUUCGCUGUUCCAAUGCUGUUAGAGAUGGUAACGAAGAUGGCGGGAAGAGGGAAAGAGCAUGGGAUAAGUGUUAUGGUAGUGAUUUUUGGAGGGGGUGGCUCCGCCAGAGGAGGUUAG
Molecule: messenger RNA, 480 nt
Organism: Nelumbo nucifera (sacred lotus)
Lineage: Eukaryota; Viridiplantae; Streptophyta; Magnoliopsida; Proteales; Nelumbonaceae
Product: U-box domain-containing protein 26-like
Source: RefSeq, a predicted model, not a curated record